ACCAGAACCGGACCGAGCUCUACACAUGGCGGAGCCGCCCAGGGACAUCUUCCGGCUGAGCCGUGAUUGGCUGUCAGUACAGGAAGUGGUGGACUCGGUCAGCAGCAGCCGCUGCGGCGCCGUCUCUGUGUUUAUAGGUGCGACCCGGGAGGACCAGGUGGAGGGCAGGAAGGUGAUUGGCCUGCAGUACGAAGCGUACGAGGCCAUGGUCCAAUCAGAGCUGAGCCGGCUGGCGGCGGCCCUCAGGGCCCGCUGGCCCUCGCUGCUGCACGUCUGCAUCCAUCACCGCCUGGGGUGGGUGAAGGUGGGCGAGGCCAGCGUCGUCAUGGCGAUCUCCUCCCCGCAUCGCCAGGACGGCCAGGAGGCCAUCCAGCACGCCGUCACCCUGCUGAAGGCCAGCGUCCCCAUCUGGAAGAAGGAGGUCUACGACACCCAGGAGUCAUCCUGGAAGGAGAACUCAGAGUGCAGCUGGUCACAGAGGGGAGGAGCUUCUGACUGACCUCAGAAUGACCUCUGACCCCAGUGGAACAACUGGUUUAUUCUAACUGUAUAGUUAAAGUAAAAGCAGCUCCUGCAGGUCAUUCCUGAUCCGGGUUUCUGGAUAGAGUGGCACUCUGUCCUCAUAGAGGAUCUUUGAUACGCUAAGAGUUCUCACUCCUUCUGGUUUUCUCACCUGGGCUCCAUAUUUGGUCGUGGCUUCCUCAUGUCUCCAAGUUCCACCAAUAAAAACGCAGAUUCUCA
This is a messenger RNA of Xiphophorus maculatus (southern platyfish), 741 nucleotides long. RefSeq names its product molybdopterin synthase catalytic subunit-like. The coding region runs from base 26 to 499 and encodes 157 amino acids. Gene Ontology annotation, biological process: Mo-molybdopterin cofactor biosynthetic process. The transcript is spliced from 4 exons. NCBI's taxonomy places the organism in Eukaryota, Metazoa, Chordata, Actinopteri, Cyprinodontiformes, Poeciliidae. Gene Ontology annotation, molecular function: molybdopterin synthase activity. The record is from RefSeq and is a predicted model, not a curated record. Gene Ontology annotation, cellular component: cytosol.